Messenger RNA from Larimichthys crocea (large yellow croaker), 4439 nucleotides. It is a transcript of the gene lpin1b, whose product is annotated as lipin 1b. The transcript has 20 exons. The record is from RefSeq and is a predicted model, not a curated record. Gene Ontology annotation, biological process: positive regulation of transcription by RNA polymerase II; fatty acid catabolic process; triglyceride biosynthetic process. Bases 237 to 2894 code for a protein of 885 amino acids. Gene Ontology annotation, cellular component: mitochondrial outer membrane; nucleus. Gene Ontology annotation, molecular function: phosphatidate phosphatase activity; transcription coactivator activity. Lineage: Eukaryota; Metazoa; Chordata; Actinopteri; Sciaenidae.
ACAAGGCUAGAGACAGUGAGAGAGAGAGAGAGGCAGACUGUCACCGAUGAGUAUCGGGUUCACUUAAAUAGUGUGUUUUUAUCGCUGCUGUGAGUCCAUGACAACAGGUCACACUCGGACACCACCUCUGUCGGGAUAUGUCGUUUCUAUAGUGUGUUGUUGUGCUGUCAUUCACCGCUGAGGAGACACCAGGCUUUUGGCAAAGGCAUACUCCGCUGCAAAAGACCCGCCAGACCAUGAACUACGUGGGUCAGCUAGCAGGCCAGGUGUUUGUCCAGGUCAAAGAGCUGUACCGAGGCCUUAACCCUGCAACCCUUUCCGGCUGCAUUGACGUGAUUGUAGUGAGACAGCCCGAUGGAUCGCUGCAGUGCUCGCCUUUCCACGUUCGCUUCGGCAAGAUGGGUGUGCUGCGGUCCCGAGAGAAAGUGGUGGACAUGGAGAUCAAUGGAGAACCAGUGGAUCUACAUAUGAAGCUUGGGGACAAUGGAGAGGCAUUCUUUGUGCAGGAAACAGAAAACGAUCAGGAAGUAGUUCCCUCCUACCUGGCCACCUCUCCUAUCUUGUCAGACGGGGCCCUCCUGAUGAGCUCCUCCCUGAUGGGUAAGAAGAGCUCCGGGCCGCUCAUACAGACCCUGGGCUCCACGGGUAGUGCAGGAGAGAAUGGUGGUGUGAUGAUGAAGAAGAGAAGGAAGAGGAGGAGGAAGGCUCGGGCGGACAGCAUGAGGAGGGAGGAGAGCGGGGACUACUCUGAGGACGAUGACAUGUUCACCAUAGACAUCAGCUCGGACGAGGGGACGGAGAUGGAGAGCAACAGGACUUCAUCGCGGGACGUCUUGAGAGACGAGACGACCAGCGGCUCUUUCAAACAGACUAGCAUCUACACUCGCUCAGAUGGAGAGUGGAGCCCCAUUCAGAGCCCUGGAAACUCUCGUCCUACCUCUCCCAAGAGUGACUCUGAACUGAUGACCAAGCCGUCAGACGCAGAAAGUCAGAAUCCGGCCAUGCACUGGGCGUGGGGAGAGCUGCCACAGGCUGCCACGCCGUCCUUCCUCCCGGUAAAAUCCAACCCUCCACCAGUCUGCCCCGUAUCCAUCCCUGUGUCCGAGAGCACACACUUCCGUGUGAUAACUCACGAGACGUCUGCAGAACAGUGCGGACCCUGCUCUGAAAUAUCAGCACUCACACUGCUAAUGACAGAGACAACUGAGGAAAUGGUCGUCACGGUCGGGAUGGAGUCGGAAACCAUGAGGAUGGAGUCGCAGACGGCUGGAGGUGCAGAGACGCAGACAGCCGGAGGGGCAUCAGCUCGUAUGAUGUCCGACAUGGAAGAGACAAUGCCUCGUCUGCAGGGCAAGACAGACUCCCCAUCCAAGAGAAAAGACAAACGAAGCCGACAUCUUGGUUCUGAUGGAAUUUACCUGGAUGACAUCACAGAGCUCGAGCCUGAGGUGGCGGCCCUUUAUUUCCCUAAGAGUGACAGUGGUGCAACAGUGAGGAGCAUCUCAGACCCGGGCCUCCACAGCACCAGUCUGUCCCCGCAGUCGCUCAGCUCCGGAGGAGACAGCGGAGUGGACAGUUACUGCGACCCCAUGGCCGACUUACCGUCCAUCACUAUCUCUUUGUGUGGAGGACUCACUGACAACAGGGAGAUCACGAAAGAGCAGUUCCACGAGAAGAUCAUCUCUUACCAAAAGUUUUCAGAAAACCCCUCCAUCAUCGACGACCCCAAUUUAGUCGUGAAAAUCGGCUCCAAGUACUAUAAUUGGAGCACUGCAGCUCCACUCAUGCUGGCUAUGCAAGCUUUUCAGAAACCGCUGCCAAAGGCUGCAGUGGAGAACAUCAUGAAGGAGAAGAUGCCUAAAAAAGGAGGGAGGUGGUGGUUCUCCUGGCGUGGCAGAAACAGCAGCACCAAAUCGGAUUCAGUCUCUGAGCACGGGGUCUGUGACUCUGCUGAGCAGGCUGGACAAAUCAGACAUAAAGAAGAGUCGUCCUCCAGUGAUGAAGACCACAGGGCAGCCAAACAGGGUUCUCCCAACGUCCAAUCAGAGCCUGGGCUCUCGACGGGAGGCGUGUCUUAUAAGAAGACACUCCGACUCACCUCAGAGCAACUGCUGUCCCUCCAGCUGCAGGAUGGUCCUAACGAUGUUGUGUUCAGCGUGACCACACAGUACCAGGGAACCUGUCGCUGUCAGGGCACCAUCUACCUCUGGAACUGGGACGACAAGAUAAUUAUCUCAGACAUAGAUGGAACCAUCACCAGGUCAGACACACUGGGUCACAUCCUGCCCACACUUGGGAAAGACUGGACACACCAGGGCAUUGCACACCUCUACCACAAAGUCAGCCAAAAUGGCUACAAGUUCCUGUACUGUUCAGCUCGAGCUAUCGGCAUGGCUGACAUGACCAGAGGCUACCUCCACUGGGUCAACGAGAGAGGCACCAUGCUCCCUAUGGGCCCAGUCCUCCUCAGCCCGAGCAGCCUCUUUUCAGCUCUGCACAGGGAGGUGAUUGAGAAGAAACCAGAGAAAUUCAAGGUGGAGUGUCUCAACGAUAUCAAGAACCUCUUCCACCCCAACAAACAGCCGUUCUAUGCAGCGUUUGGCAACAGACCGACGGAUGUAUUUUCCUAUAAAGAAGUAGGAGUGCCACUAAACAGGAUUUUUACAGUCAACCCUAAAGGCGAGCUGGUGCAGGAACAUGCCAAGACCAACAUCUCAUCUUAUGUACGCCUCGGUGAGGUGGUGGAUCACGUGUUCCCAUUGAAGAUGCGAUCCUCCUCCUCAGACUUCCCCUGCUCGGACACCUACAGCCACUUCACCUUCUGGAGGCAGCAGCUCCCUCGGGUGGAGCAUCAGGGAACUACACCUCCACAGACUCCCAGCCCUGGAAGCUGACUACCUGUGGCCUGCUGAGCAGCUCCUUCACAGGCACUGACUGACUGAUGGUGUGCCUGAGAUCUAGCACUCAUUUGUGUGGAUGUGUGUCAUGUAAAUCUGUAGAUCUUUGUAGAUGGUGGAGCACUUUUAGUGGACAGCUAAUCUGCUGUGAAUAUAACGCACAAGAUGGAUGUAAGCGCACUUUUAUGAAAAGAAGGAGUCUGUAGCCUUCUGACUAGAUGUAUGUAUAUGAGAAAGUAUAGUAAUUUAUUCAGGCAGCUUAGCAUAUAUAUUAUUUUUGAGUAAGUGACUUCAGUAGCUAGACUUUCUAAUCUAUAUAUGCAGACAGAUGCAAACUGUAUUUAACAGACAAUAUACUGAUGGUAUCUGUUGACAAGUGCAUCAUACAGAACACACUGUGCAGAUAUCAGAGAGCAAGUUACUUCAACUUGUGCCAAACACUCAAUGUAGAAUUUAUUUUCUUACUCUGAACUUUUCCAGUCAAGACUGUUACGAAUCCUCAAUCAGCAUGGAAAUGCAGAUAUAUAUACAUGCAGGCUAAUUUCACUUUAUAGCAACAAGUGUGUGCGCGUGUAAUCUAUUACUGUGUUUGAGUAUUAGUUAUAUAGUACACUGACAUGUAUUACCAGAGCACAAUGAAUGAAUGAUUGUCCGUGUAGCUUGAUAUCAUAAUGUGUCGAGGACGAGAAUCCUGACAUGAGGUACGUCAUGAAAACAAAUUGAAUAUUUAUUGUUGCUGAAGAGAACAACGUUUUUAUAGGUCAUAAUAACCAUCGGUUUUCUCUCAAAAUCAACAGCAACUGUGAGGCGGAUUGCUGAAUUCUGUUUUUAUUUUUCUAUUGAAAUCACACAGUGUGUGUGUGUUGUGAUCAGAACGUCAUUUCUGUGGUGACCUUUGUGAAACGUCUUUUAAUUUAUCCACGCAGUUACAUUUCAUACAAUAACACAGAUAUCAUCCGGUCUAUGUGACUGUUCCUUUCUCUAAGGUUUAUGCUCAUUUUCAUACAUGCCAUUAAGUAUAUUUUAUGUACUCAUCUGAUUAGAUACUGAUUGAUAUUUGUAGCUUACACUUGCACCCAUUGGUUCAUUUAGUGUACUGUUACUACCAUUUCCUUCUUCACUUAAAGAGAACAAAACCCAGAUCUGAAAAAUCUUAUCAGAAUCUCCACAAUUUAGAGAGGACAGUGAAUCAAAAAGGGAUCUGUAUGUUUUAUAACCCCCACAGAAAAGAACAUGAGGUCACAUGCAGUAUAUGAGCAGGAGCUGCUAUUAUUGUGACCUGUGAAUAUAACCACCUGAACAGUAUCAAUCACAGUACGCGUGUGUAAGUUCAUGAAAGAGGAUGUGUGUGUGUGUAUAUAAAGCUUUAGCACUCUUGUUAUUCUUUCCAUGAAAGAGCUGAAAUAGCCUGAACGCGUGUUAUCUUUGCCUUAACUGUGAAUUAUUAAUAAUCAUGUUUGUUCAUUUACUCCCUCCUCUUCUGUUGACCAGUUCACUGUUACAAUUGGUGUAAUCAAACACAAUAAAAAUGCCUUGGUAAAU